UUCAUGCUGAAAUUUUUGGAAGAAAUCUAUGUUUUAUAGUUGCAAUAUUCCUGUGGCCUUAGAAAGGGAAACUCAGUAUCGAUUGCCGUGGCAAGCAAAUGCUAUACAUAGCUUGCUGACUAACAGUUGAUACGGUUUCCUUGUAAUGUUUCCAGAUGUCUUUCUUGCAGUACAUCUCAACAGUGAAGCUAUACUUGGUGUAGCAGGUUUCUUGUGCACCUCCUCUUGUGAGCAUGCCAUCAGUCCCAAGUUUGUUCAUCCAAUGAAGGACUGAGACAGAGUAGUUGAAGUGUGUAACUGAUGUGACUAUAAAUACAUGCCUAUCGUAACUUGUAAGGAAUCUGCGAAUUAUUUUUCUAGGGUUCACAUUUGUGAAACAAAUGGCACCCAAUCCAAGAGUUGCAGCAGCCUAUCGUGCAAUGACUGUUCUUGGCAUUAAGGAAGUAAAAGUGAAACCAGUAUUGAAGCAACUUCUUAAACUGUAUGACAAGAACUGGGAACUUAUUGAACAAGAGAACUAUAGAGUUCUUGCAGAUGCUAUAUUUGAGCAGGAGGAAAAAGAGUUGCAGGGAAAGAGGACAAAAAACCAGAACAAUGAUGAAGGAGAAAUGGAGGAUGAAGAAGCUCAAAUGCAGGAUGAACCGGUGCGACCUUUGAAGAGGCUGCGUUUAAGAGGCCAAGAGAAUCAGGCUUCUCAUCCUCUGAGUAUUUGUGGAACCAGCUCAGCUGCCUCCCCAUCUAAAAUGCCUAAAGUAGAAGAUGAAUUGCCUGAUAGUUGUUCCAAUAGAAAUGCAGAGACUGGCAUUCGCCCUGUUCCAGUGCGAGAUAGUAGUGUUGACAAGGGAAAGCAACCUUUAUCACCUCAAACUGCUCCUGGGGGAAGAAGACUUCGAUCUGAAAAAGCAUCUCCGUCUGUAUCAUUUAAGGAACCUCCAGCUGAACAGAGAAUUGUGCCAUUACAGAAAAACCAGUUGCCCUAUACUCUUGCAUUAAUCAAGCCUAAAGAUGAGCCUGUUGAUGAACUGGUAGAUUAUGAUGCUCCCAGUGCAGCAAUUCAUCCUGAACUGCCUGGUGGAAGAGAUCCUCCAAUGCGGCAUGAUGCAACUAGAAAACAAGACAAGAAUGGUCCUUUAAUAUCAAAAUGCCGAGAUGAAGGUAGAGGGAAAGGUAUUCGAGAUUCAUCAAAUGAAGUGAACCAUGAGGUUGCAACAAACCAAGAAUCUUCUACCAUUGAGAUAGCCUCCUCAACGUCAGGAGAGGUAAAAAUUACUAUGAGCUGCAGUUCAGCACUUGGGAGAUCAGAUUUUCGUUUGCCUUGUCGAGAUCGGCUUUUAAAAAUGAUGGAGGAUAAAUGUCUGCAAUCAUAUAAUAUCACUGACCCAAAUUUUUCUAUCAUGAAACUUUUGAGAGAUAUGUGUGACUGCGUGCUGGAAUUCAGAACUGAUUCAAAUGAUGACUCACAGGAAGGAUCUGAAAUGAUGCCAUCAAGUCUAAAUGUGUUGAAGGAAUCUAAGGCAUGUGAUGCUCUGAUUAUCAGAGGCAAUACAGAAGAUUUAGGAUUGCAUUCUGGCAUGUCAAAUGGAUCAAUCAACAUUCAGUCUUCUUCUGCACUUGCUGCAUCUUGCAUUUCCCCUUCUUCCCCGCUUUUGAGUGGUACGAAUGAUGCUGUACUAGUCACCAAGAAGGUCAGAAGUGAUUUUCCAGAGUGUGAUGGUGGAAAGGGGCUGGAGGAUCCUAUAUCACCACAUUCAGGCAGUUUGGUGGUUAUUCAACAGCAUCAGCUUACUCCCGAUGAUCUAAGGUCUCUUCAUGGUGCUGAUGACCUUUCAAAAGGAGAAGAAAAUCUAAGAAUUCCAUGGGUGAAUGAAAUAACGAAUGAUUUCCCUCCACCUUUUCACUAUCUGCACCAAAGCGUUGGUUUCAAAGAUGCCUAUGUUAACUGGUGUCUUUCAAACAUCAAAUGUGAGGAUUACUGUUCAACUUGUUUGGGCGAUUGUCUUCUGUCCCCAACAUCUUGUGUUUGUGCAAAUAAAAUUGGGGGUGGAUAUGCUUACACAUCUGAAGGGCUACUGAAUGAAAAAUUCUUGGAAGAGUGUAUUACCAUUAGCCGCAAUCCUCAACAACAUCAGUCCUAUUGUAAAAUCUGCCCCCUUGAAAGAGCAAAGAACGAUGAUUGUUUAGAACCAUGUAAAGGACACUUAAAGAGAAAGUUUAUCAAAGAAUGUUGGGUAAAAUGUGGUUGUGUGAAACAGUGUGGCAAUAGGGUUGUCCAACGAGGAAUCACAUUCAAAUUGCAGGUGUUUUUUACUUCAGAAAGAAAAGGAUGGGGUCUUCGUACCUUAGAGGAGCUUCCAAAAGGUGCAUUUGUGUGUGAGUUUGUGGGAGAAAUAUUAACCAUCAAAGAGUUGCAUGAGAGGAACAUGCAAUGUGCCCAAAAUGAAACGUACACAUACCCAGUUCUAUUAGAUGCAGGUUGGGAUUCAGGAGUUGUAAAUGAUAAAGAAGCUCUUUGCUUGGAUUCAGCAUCUUAUGGGAAUAUUGCCAGGUUUAUAAACCACAGAUGUUUGGAUGCAAAUUUGAUUGAGAUCCCAGUUGAAGUUGAAACCUCAGACCAUCGCUACUUUCAUCUUGCCUUCUUCACAUCCAGGAAAGUGGCUGCACUGGAAGAGCUAACUUGGGAUUAUGGCAUUGACUUUGAUGACAAUGAGGGUCCUGUCAAGCCUUUCUCUUGCAGAUGUGGCAGCAAAUUCUGCAGGAAGAUGAAGCGAUCAAAUAGAUCCAAUAGAUCUGCGUCGAUUGCAUGAUAACUGUGCCCCUAAACUAAUAUUGACGCCACACUCUUGCCCACCGCGAAUAGGAACGAGACCCAAUUUGAUUAAUUGGGUUUGUUUCUCUGUUGAUGUUGGAGUUCGGAAGCAAUUGCAUUGUACAGUGUUUUUUUUCCCCCGAAAAAGAAUCUAUCUUUGCGCGGCAAAUAAUUAGGCAGUAGUGUGUCGUCGUUUUGUUACCGCAGCAUCCAGUAGGGGCUGGUUUCACAGUGGAGGGUUGUUCUGUUAUUCCUUGUUUGUGCCUAAUUACAUGUGGUAGACCUGAUAUUAAGAAGAUCCUUUUGGCAAUUUCUUCGCGGGGUGCAUAAAACAGUUGAGGAACAUUGCCGCCUUUGUUUUUUUUUUUUCUCUCUCAGAGGAACAUUACCCUAAUCAAUGCAAUUCUAAGUACACAAGAUGUUUUGUUGUU
This is a messenger RNA of Prosopis cineraria, 3237 nucleotides long. Its product is annotated as probable inactive histone-lysine N-methyltransferase SUVR2. The record is from RefSeq and is a predicted model, not a curated record. Lineage: Eukaryota; Viridiplantae; Streptophyta; Magnoliopsida; Fabales; Fabaceae. Bases 381 to 2804 code for a protein of 807 amino acids. Gene Ontology annotation, cellular component: nucleus. Gene Ontology annotation, molecular function: protein binding; zinc ion binding; histone methyltransferase activity. The transcript has 10 exons.